UUGUGUGCGCCGAAAGCGUCGGGCGCAUCUCAUCAAAAGCCCACAUGCUUUCCCGUUGCGUCGUCCACGACGUCGAGCAUGAUCGGAUCCGCACCGUCCAUCCGGCGACCAAUCAGCGCGGCCGAGCAUUUACCGCCCCCACCGUCUUCUACGCGCGCGUGGAGCCCGUCGCAUCGCACGUGUCGAUUGGGGGGCACCUGACGUCACGAUCCGGGACGUCCACGGGGCUACUGUGACGCGCGGUGUGGAGGUGACGCCAUCGCGCGUACCCCAGUAUCGCUCUCUCUCUCUCUCUAUCUCUCUCUCUGCUGUUUGCCGUCACAGUGGCGGUGACGUCAUCUACCACGUGACCCCGGACAGCACCGCCUCCUCCGCCCCAUAUGAUCUUGUCUUCCUUACUCGCUUCUGAUGGUAUAAAUUGGACGGUUCGUCUCCGUCCCUCUCCAUCGAACCUCCUUUUCCGUUGGCUCUUCUUGGUGGGUGGUUCUCUUUGCGAUCUCCGGCGAUGGAGAUAGCGGCGAGCUCGACGCAGGGGGGACUGGGGUUGGGAGGGGCGCUGACGAUCGACGGGGGCGAAGCGCCAGAGAGGAGGAUGGAACGGCUUUUGAGGGAGAGCCCGGUGGUGGUGUUCAGCCGGCCAGGGUGCUGCAUGGCCCACGUCAUGCGGCGGCUGCUGGAGGCGGUGGGGGCACACCCCACGGUGAUCGUGCUGGAGGAGGGGGAGACCGCGCCGGGGCCGGCGGCGGCGGAGGUCAUGCCCGCGCUAUUCAUUGGCGGGGCGGCCGUCGGCGGCCUCGAGGGGCUCAUGGCGCUCCACCUCGGCGGCGGCCUCGUGCCGCUUCUCCGAGAGGCCGGCGCGUGACGCGGCCCGUCCAAGGCCAAUAUUGUAAAUUUACGAUAUUUCCCUCUUUUCCCUUCUAAAUUUGGGGGACUUGUAAGCCUCUUCCGAUGCUCAUAUUUGUUUACCGCGUCACCUGUAACUGCCUUGUGAGAGAAAGCUUGUGUGACUCACUUUUGGGGCCAUAGCUGGGUGAGUUCACAAGGCAGGUAGAUGAUAGGGUAAACGUCGGCGAGUAAGAAAAGGAAUUCAUGAUUGUAAAUACACGAGGGCGUCGUCGGGUGGCUUAAUAUGAAAUGGUGACAAAGGAAGGGUUUAAAGGGAAAAAAAGGGUUUAAAUCGUUUAAAGCGUUUAUUUUCCUAU
Messenger RNA from Musa acuminata AAA Group (dessert banana), 1202 nucleotides. Its product is annotated as glutaredoxin-C7-like. The record is from RefSeq and is a predicted model, not a curated record. NCBI's taxonomy places the organism in Eukaryota, Viridiplantae, Streptophyta, Magnoliopsida, Zingiberales, Musaceae. The coding region runs from base 506 to 862 and encodes 118 amino acids. The transcript has a single exon.